Molecule: messenger RNA, 732 nt
Organism: Dibothriocephalus latus
Lineage: Eukaryota; Metazoa; Platyhelminthes; Cestoda; Diphyllobothriidea; Diphyllobothriidae
Source: the annotation of a GenBank genome assembly
GAUUGCAGCCUCACUGCAGAUGAUAUUGAAUACCUGGUGUUCAACUGGCGGCCGCUUCCGUGCCUGUAUGAACUAAACAUCGCUCGUAAUAAUCUAGCCAGCGUGCCACAAAUCACUAUGGCGCAGCUCUUUUGGCGGACCUGCUUCAGUCAAACAGGCCGGUUAGCGUGCCUCUCCCUUGCAUACACCUGCAUGUCUUUCGACCAGCUAACCUGGAUCCUGAAAAUCUUGGCUCGAGAAAUCAAACCGAGGGACAUCGUUCCGAUCGAGACGGCAGCCAGUGCGCUUUCCUCCGACGACUCGGAUGCCGAAUGUGUCUCAUCAAAGUGCACGCUGAGAGUGCUGUGCCUUCAGAAUUUCGUUCCACCCGCGGAAGAAGUCGGCCGCGUUUUGUUGCACCUAGCAGUUGCUCUGCCUCGACUCCGCUUCUUCCACCUCUAUCCCGCUUUCUAUGCCUUCCCGGGAGCAAAUGAGAAGGAACAGCAGCGAAAUCGUUCGCAGGAAAUUGCGCAGAGUAAUGCUUACAUUCGACGUCGUGGGUGUAAUAACCUGCAGAUCCGUCAAUUACCAAAGCCCGACGUUCAGUGUGGUCCAGAUUUCCUGAGCCAGGGAUUGGUCACUCUUCUUCUUCUUCUUACUUUCAUUCAUUGGUUCACGGAAACAGACGACUAUUUUGACCUGAAUGCAUGUGUCUUUCUCGAGGACGAUUUCCAUUUUGUACACCAAAUGUGA